Molecule: messenger RNA, 1614 nt
Organism: Schistosoma turkestanicum
Lineage: Eukaryota; Metazoa; Platyhelminthes; Trematoda; Strigeidida; Schistosomatidae
Source: the annotation of a GenBank genome assembly
AUGAAUGAAUUCAAUGUUCAACCAUUUAGCGUACAUUUGGGCGACAUCAAUAAAUACCCAAUUAACUCUGAGUAUCACAAUUGUUCAUCUGGAUCAUUAAAUUUAAAUUGGUCCGAAAAAUCAAUAAAUGAGUUAUAUGAACGUAAAACAGGAAUGGACCCAGUGAUACAGCCUUACUUAGAACAAACACAAUUUCAGCAAUCAAUAAAAAAUCAUUCCAAUGAGUCAACAUUAUUAGACAAUAAUAUUCAUACUGAGAAUUUACAUUUUAUAGAUUUCAAUCAAACAGAUUUACAGCCUGAUUCAACUGUUACAGCACCAAUGUCAAAUAAUGAUUUUAUCUUUAAGGAAGAACGUAAAAGGAAAUUCAUGAAAAGACAUUUAAAAUCUCCAAUAUGUCAAAAAUCUAUUGAAUAUAUGGAUAGCAAUAGUAAUUCUUGUGUCAAUAUUAUUAAUAAUAAUAAUAAUCACCAUAAUAUUAUCACACCGCCAGCGUUAAAUAAUCAGUCAAUAAUCAAAAAUGGACAAAUCAAUAAUCAUGUGACUACUACAAAUGUCGUAGACGUUUCAUUUAAAGAACCAAUAACUUUUCCUGUAUCAUCAACAACAAUGUCAUCAGCAUCAUCAAUAACAUCAUCAAUAUCAUCAUCAUCAACGUCAUCCACGGUGGUGGUUGUUAGUUCAACAAAUAAACGAGCUAGAUCAGCCUAUACAAAUGUACAAUUAGUUGAAUUAGAAAAAGAAUUUCAUUAUUCCAAUUAUUUAGGUCAACCAAGACGAUUAGAAUUAGCUGAUCAACUUGGCUUAACUGAACGUCAAAUUAAAAUUUGGUUUCAAAACAGACGAAUGAAACAGAAAAAAGAAUGUAAAGAUAAUGAAAAAGUCAAAUAUGAUUUUCAUUAUCCAUAUUAUGAAAAUUCUCAAUUCUGGUGUCCUAAUCAUUCAAUCAAUGGUAAUCAACAAGAAUCAUUUAAUUAUUAUCAAACAACACAAUCGAAAUCAGCUAUUAAUCCAUACAAUUUAACAAACAACUUUUUAACCACUUUAUCUUCUUCAGUGUAUAUACCGACUUUUAACAAUUCAACUAAUUAUAAUACUAUAAACAAUAUCAAUAAUUCAAUAGAUUUAGAAGUAUCUGAGAGUAGUAAUAUUAAACAUAUAUUGAAUGGUUAUCAUACAAAAGAAACAAGUAUGUAUAAUAAUAAUAAUAAUAAUAAUAAUAAUAAUUCUAUAAAAGAUUGGUCAAUGUCCUUCACAUCGAAUGAAGAAUUAUCAGAUAGAAAUGAUUAUCCAAUAUUUAAAAAUUCAUAUUUUCCAUCUUAUAUUUCUUCAUAUAAUGAUUCAUCUUCUUUAAUAUCUCAUUAUCACCGAUUACCAGCAGAUAAUAUGGAGCAUUCUGUUGAUUUCAAUAGAAAUGAAGUUAAUCAUAUAGAGAUUGGUAUAGUGAAAGAAACUAAUUGUAAACAAGCAUUCAUUCCCAAUUAUCAUUCUCAAAAUGAACUAACCAGUCAACUAAAAACUUACUUUGAACCAACAACUACUAACUGUCAACAUCAAAGAACAUCUCAGUCAACAGCAUAUCAGUGUUGUCAGCAUAAUUUGAAUCAUUAUUAA